AUGAAGCCUUCAGAGCCACCACCAUCAGAGAUGAUGUCUCCAGAACCACCAUCACCAGAAAUGAAGCCUCCGGAAUUACCACCAGAAAUAAAGCCUCCUGAACUGUCAUCUGAGAUGAAGCCUCCGGAAUCACCACUAGAGAUGAAGCCUCUGGAAUUACCACCAGAAAUAAAGCCUCCGGAACUUUCGUUUGAGAUGAAGCCUCCGGAAUCACCACUAGAGAUGAAGCCUCUGGAAUUAUCACCAGAAAUAAAGCCUCCGGAAUCGCCACCAGAAAUGAAGCCUCCGGAACCGCUACCAAAGAUGAAACCUCCGGAACUACCAGCAGAGAUAAAGCCUCCGGAAUCGCCACCAGAAAUGAAGCCUCCGGAACAACCACCAGAGAUGAAACCUCCGGAACCACCAGCAGAGAUAAAGCCUCUGGAAUUAUCACCAGAAAUGAAACCUCCUGAAGAACCUCGACAUGAACCACCAGAGUAA
This is a messenger RNA of Homarus americanus (American lobster), 480 nucleotides long. RefSeq names its product early nodulin-75-like. NCBI's taxonomy places the organism in Eukaryota, Metazoa, Arthropoda, Malacostraca, Decapoda, Nephropidae. The record is from RefSeq and is a predicted model, not a curated record. The transcript has a single exon. Bases 1 to 480 code for a protein of 159 amino acids.